Messenger RNA from Cricetulus griseus (Chinese hamster), 612 nucleotides. The record is from RefSeq and is a predicted model, not a curated record. Lineage: Eukaryota; Metazoa; Chordata; Mammalia; Rodentia; Cricetidae.
AUGACCAACUCCUGCUGCUCUCCUUGCUGCCAGCCUACCUGUUGCAGGACCACCUGCUGCAGGACCACCUGCUGGAGACCAAGCUGUGUGACCAGCCUCCCAGCCCAGCUGCUCUGUUGCCAGCCCUGCUGUCAGCCCAGCUGCUGCCACUGCUGUGGCUCCAGCUGCUGCCAGCCUUGCUGCCAAACCACCUGCUGUAGGACCUGCUUCCAGCCAAGCUGUGUGAGCAGCUGCUGUCGCACACCUUGCUGCCAGCCCUGCUGCUGUGUGUCCAGCUGUUGCCAGCCCUGCUGUCAGCCCAGCUGCUGCCAGCCCAGCUGUUGCCAGCCCAGUUGCUGCCAGCCCAGCUGCUGCCAGCCCAGCUGCUGUGAGUCCAGCUGCUGCCAGCCCAGGUGCUGUAUCUCUAGCUGUUGCCAGCCCUGCUGCCAGCCCUGCUGCAAGCCCUGUUGCAAGCCUUGCUGCAAGCCCUUCUGCCUCGACCUGUGCUGCCAGCCAGCUUGCUCUGGACCUGUGACCUGCACUAGGACUUGCUACCAGCCCACAUGUGUCUGUGUGCCUGGCUGUCUGUCCCAAGGCUGUGGGUCCAGCUGCUGUGAGCCCUGUAGUUGUUGA